GACGGGGAUUGGCUGUACGCGGUGCGGCGGCCAUCUUUAUUUAUGUGUCAGACAGUUUUGCUCCGAUGGAUCCGCAGUGAGAGGCCGAGCCGGGAGAGUAGAUUCCCCGAGGGGGGAAACAGGAAAGGAAAUUCCGCAGAGAGUUGCAGUUAACCCAGUAUGGAGGUUCCAGUCUUGGGGGAGCCGGACGGGGUUCUUCAGGGGACGCCACCCGAGAGUGAUCAGAUGAAUGUUCAACCAUAUGAGCAUAAUGAACAGAAUGCUGAGGAACCUGAAAUCGCUCCAAAACCAAAAGUGGAAUCUGUUUCUGUUGUGACUGAAGCAGAUGAGAUUAUACAUGGCAACCAUCCCCAGGAGAUUGUACUCAGCACUCCCGAACCUGUGGAUUCCAUACUGGAGGUACCAACAGCACCCCAACAAGACAUCACUUCACAAGCAUCUGAUAUGGAUGGGCCUAAGGAACUGAUAACAGAAUAUCGUCAGGAUCUAGAUAUACCAGGAUUAAUAGAGGACUCUGUUAAAGACAUAAUCACAGGGAGUCAUUUUGACACAGACUGCACUAAAGGUUUGCUCUCCAAUAUCCAAAGCUCAUCUCCGCAGGAAAGUUUGUUGGAGGAAAACAAAGAAGAGCUCAGCAGCGCAGAAUUUGAUUUUAAAAGGCCAAAUGGGCUGCACAAAUCAGAACUGGCUCUUAAUAUGCUGGAAAAAUGCGUCCAAGAUAAAUAUCAACAGCAGGAACAGACCAUAUACAGACUGAAAGAAGAGAAUAAGAAACACCAAGAGCUCAUCUUGGAAAUCUGUUCUGAAAAGGAUCACUUACGGGAAGAGGUGAAAAAGCUGAAGGAGGCGCAAAAGAAGUAUAUUGGCUCCGUCAAACAGCUGGAAGGGAAAAUGGAGGAAGUCAACAAGGAGCUGAAAAUGUCUAAAGAUAAACUCCUGGCACAGGAUUCCUCCGCCAAGAAUGCAAUUCAGCAGCUUCAGAAGGAGAUGGCCUUCCGGACAGAGCAGGCAAAUAAAAAAUGUGAAGAGGCACGCCAAGAGAAAGAGGCGAUGGUCAUGAAGUAUGUCCGAGGGGAAAAGGAGUCUCUGGAUCUCCGGAAGGAGAAGGAAACACUGGAGCGUAAACUCAGGGAGGCAAAUAAGGAGAUAGAGAAGAGCAGUAACCGGAUCAAACUUCUCACUCAGGAAAAGGGACGAUUGCACCAGCUCUGUGAGUCUAAGGAGAGUGAAACAAGCCGACAGAAUCGAGAGAUUGAAAAACUUAAAGAAGAAGUGAACUCUUACGCUAUUAAAGUAAAAUGGGCCAACAACAAGUUAAAAACAGAACUGGAGACACACAAGGAAACCAAAGAUCGUCUUAAAAACACAACGCUGAAGCUCAAUCAAGCAAGAGAAGAAACAGAUCAAAUACGCAGGAACUGUCAGGAAAUGAUCAUGUCAUAUAAAGAGUCUGAUGAAAUUAAAUCUAACAAUCUAGACGGAAAGCUUAAAGUGACCAAAGUGGAACUAGAGAUGCAAAUGCAGGAGAAAUCGGAGCAUCUGGAGGUGCAUCAGGCAAAGAUAAAAGAGUUGGAUGACCUGAAAAGGACUUUUACAGAAGGCAUGGAUGAACUCCGAACACUGCGCACUAAGGUGAAGUGCCUGGAAGCAGAGCGUCUGAGGACGGAGGAAGAGUUAUCCAAGUAUAAAGAACUGAUUAACCGGCAAAAGACUCAAAUCCAGAAUUUACAGGACAAAGCCAAGUCUCUGGAUCAGCAAGAGGAGCAACAUCAGAGGGACAAACAAGAAAUGGAAGGUUUGCGGGAGGAACUCGACAGCCUCAACUCCGUCAUCUCAGACCUGCAAAAUGACAUCGAGGGCAGUCGCACCAGGGAAUCGGAGCUGCUGGGAUUCACGGAGAAGCUCACCAGUAAGAACGCUCAGCUCCAGUCCGAGAGCAACUCCCUGCAGGCUCAGCUAGACAAACUGACAUUCAGCGAGAGUGAACUGCGCAGCCACUUGGAACAGCUCAGGCACCACAACUCUCAUCUGAAUGAGCGGAUCCUUACAGAGGCAGCACAGUGGCAAAAGCAAGUGCAAGCUCUUCAGACAGAGUUGGAAGAGCAACAGCAACUGGUCACCUCUUUAAACACCCGGGUUGAGGAGCUGAAGAAUGAGCUGGUGACCCAGAAGCGGAAAAACGCUGUCAACCUGAAGGACCUGAGCAAGCAGCUCCAGCAAGCACGCAAGAAGCUGGAACAGACGGAGAAUGGGGGCUGCGAAAAAGAAGUGAGCAGUAUGGGAAGUCGUUCCAGUUCCUCAGGGUCUCUGAACGCAAAGAGCAGCAACGAGGAUCGGUCGCCGGAGAACACGAGCUCCUCUGCGCAGGGGGACAGCUUUCCUGAAGUGGAUAAAGCCAUUCUCAUCGAGAGGAUCAUUCGGCUGCAGAAAGCGCACGCCCGGAAAAACGAAAAGAUCGAUUUCAUGGAGGAUCACAUUAAGCAACUUGUGGAGGAAUUAAGGAAAAAGACAAAAAUCAUUCAGACUUACAUUCUGCGGGAGGAAGCCGGGACUCUUUCUUCGGAGGCCUCUGAUUUAAACAAAGCUCAUCUGAGCAAAAGAGGAGGAAUUAUGGCUUCUCUCUACACCUCCCACCCGGCCGACAGUGGCCUCACCUUAGAUCUGUCCUUAGAGAUCAACCGGAAGCUGCAAGCGGUGCUGGAGGACACGUUGCUAAAGAACAUCACCCUCAAGGAGAGUCUUCAGACUCUCGGUACAGAAAUAGAGCGGCUUAUUACACAGCAGCACAAGGCCGAGCGCAGAAUGUAGCCGGAUCCUACGAGAGACUUGUUUAUUCUGUAGCCACGGACCCGUUGCUUCGGAGCAGAAGUGAGAAUAGAAUCUUUCUCCUCCUUAAGUCCCAAAUUGUAACCCCCUCAGUGCCGGGGGGUUUUUGAAUCCCACCAGCUGUACAGAUAACAGUGAAGAAUUGUAUCGUUGGAGGUCUGAGCGAGACCCUUCUUUGUGCAAUCGACUUCCCGGUGUUUAAAUAACUCACCGUGGAAUUAACCAAACAAAAGCACUUGCACUACCUCUCACAUAUAUGCAUUUAUUUUGUCUAUAGACUGAUCCGCUGCACUUUAACUUUUCCUGAAAAAUCACAGAAACGGCGCAGAUCUUGUGUUUUGUUGCAAUGACUGUGCCGGACCUUUGGCCCCUGACUGAAGCAAACAGAAGCUUUAGGAGCAUUGGAGAAGGUACUAAAGAGCGGAGAUAUGGAGGUCUCUAAUGUUUGGGCAUUAGUCCAUCACGUUGUUGCCUUAUUUGUGCCCGGGGGUGCUGCUACGUGAGUUUUGGGCUGUAAUGCGUUGCUAUAGGCAACAGAUAAUAACGUUACACCCGGCCAGGACAAAGGCACCGCAUUACACUUUAUUAUUCUGUGAGUGGCAGAAAAACCAUCUCGGAAUCAUCAAAGGGGACACUGUUUGUCGUUGGCUGUAAUUUAAUUACGCCCUUGAUCUACUGCAAAGUCCUUCGUUAACUUGGUUGCUCUGGGUGUUUUAAUUUGUCUCCCGAGGGAUUGUUUGAUGAUUUCCUGCGCUUCCCUUGGAAACCUCAUUAGACGUCACCUAUCUGUCAGCCUGGCUGUUAUUUGCCUCCUGUCUGCCCAGCAACUGCCAGCCAAGGGUUCAUUCAUAAUGGGGAACGGGGGGCGGGGAAUGGCAUUUUGAAACGUUUCCUUGGGGAUGUGAAUCGUUGUUUUAAUAUGAUUAUUUUUAUCGGUGUAUAAUAAUAAUAAGAAAUGUGUUUAUUUGUAUUUAUAGAUUUCUAUAGUCGGUAGUUGCUGCUCCGUGUCUCCACCCACAUAUCGGAAGUGGAGGUCCCCGUCUCGUGCACCUUUAGUUGGAAUGCAGCUGGUAUUCUGCAGAAUUAUGACCCUCUUUAUAAUCGGUAUAUUUGUCCCUAAAUAGCCGGCAAAGUAUGUGGGUAUGGAGUUAUUUGUGCAGCAAUGUUUCACGCUUUUAAAUGUAAACAGGACGGAGGUGUGAUUCAAUGCAUUGCAGUUUUACAGUUGGAGAAUGCAAAAGCAGAGGCAAGCAGCGUGGCAGCUCCCACGCCAUUGUGUCUAAGUGGCAAUGCUGCCAGGGUCGGACUCUGCUGGCGGGAGACUGGAAAAAAAAACCCUGGUGGGCCCCAACUCUCAUGGGCCCCAACUCUCAUGGGCCCCCUGCUCCUGGCCCAGGCCUGCUCCCCCAGCUGCCUCAUAAAGACCGAAUCCUGUGCUCUUUCGCGCAUCUGCAUGCCUGGGAUGGGAUUUGGGAUUCAGAAGGGGGCCCUGGGAUUGCCAGGAGGGCCCUAUCUUUUGCAGCCCCAGUGGCCCCCAAGGCUCCAGUCCGACCCUGCAUGCUGCUGUCUGAUAGAUCACAGGCUCCCCUUGUCUGCCUGGUAUAGUUAAUUUUUAAAGGAGAACUAAAGCCUAACUAAAGAA
Xenopus laevis (African clawed frog) is the source of this 4468-nucleotide messenger RNA. It is a transcript of the gene ccdc186.S, whose product is annotated as coiled-coil domain-containing protein 186. Gene Ontology annotation, cellular component: trans-Golgi network. Gene Ontology annotation, biological process: vesicle cytoskeletal trafficking. Gene Ontology annotation, molecular function: small GTPase binding. The record is from RefSeq and is a predicted model, not a curated record. Lineage: Eukaryota; Metazoa; Chordata; Amphibia; Anura; Pipidae. The coding region runs from base 160 to 2808 and encodes 882 amino acids. The transcript is spliced from 16 exons.